Messenger RNA from Helicoverpa zea (corn earworm), 4373 nucleotides. RefSeq names its product arf-GAP with dual PH domain-containing protein 1-like. Gene Ontology annotation, molecular function: GTPase activator activity; phosphatidylinositol bisphosphate binding. Gene Ontology annotation, biological process: positive regulation of GTPase activity. The coding region runs from base 129 to 1322 and encodes 397 amino acids. Lineage: Eukaryota; Metazoa; Arthropoda; Insecta; Lepidoptera; Noctuidae. The transcript is spliced from 8 exons. Gene Ontology annotation, cellular component: intracellular membrane-bounded organelle; plasma membrane. The record is from RefSeq and is a predicted model, not a curated record.
CGUCGCUCGGCCGAAGUCUCGCUCGCUCCCUCGCGCAGUGGUAGAGCGCGUUCGUUCGAGGCGUUCGACUUUCGAGCGGCGACGUACGCUAGCGUGUAUGUCUUCAUUAUUGAUGCAAAAGUUCCACGAUGGUAGAUCAUAACCAGAAAUUGUUACAGGAGUUGCAAAAGAAAAGUGGAAAUAAUGUUUGUGCCGAUUGUGGAAACCCGGACCCUGACUGGGCUUCCUACAACCUCGGCAUAUUUAUAUGCAUGCGCUGUGCCAGCAUCCACCGUGGCAUGGGGGCGCAUAUCAGUAAAGUGAAACAUCUGAAGCUCGACCGCUGGGAGGACUCUCAGGUGCAGCGGAUGAAGGAGGUCGGUAACAACGCCGCCAAGAAUAAAUACGAGGAAAGAGUCCCGCCAUGCUAUAGACGACCUAACAGGAACGAUCCACAAGUACUGAUUGAGCAGUGGAUUCGGGCAAAAUAUGAACGUGAAGAGUUUUGCCACCCUGAACGUCAGAGCUACCUAUCUGGCACUAUGGAAGGAUUCCUCAUGAAGCGAGGUAAAGAAGACAGCCGUUACCAGCUCAGGAAGUUCGUGUUAAGUGAGAACGAGGACACCCUUAAAUAUCACGUGAGGGAAAAUAAGGAACCUAAGGGUGUGCUCAAACUGUCCGAACUGAACGUUGCGUUUGCGCCGUCCAAAAUCGGGCACAUGAACUCAAUGCAACUGACGUUCAUGAAAGACGGGUCCACCAGACACAUCUACGUGUAUCACGAAGACCCUGAAGUUAUUAGCAAUUGGUACACAGCAAUUCGUUGCGCCCAACUGCACCUACUCCAAGUGGCGUUCCCAUCCAUGCCCCAAUCGGACCUGGUACUCCGUCUACCCAAAGACUUCGCCCGCGAAGGGUGGCUGUGGAAGACUGGGCCGAGACCUUCUGAUGCUCAUCGGCGACGCUGGUUCACGUUGGACAAUAGGAAGCUCAUGUACCAUGAUGAGCCGCUUGAUGCUUAUCCGAAAGGCGAGAUUUUUGUUGGGCACGAGUCAAACGGCUACUGUAUCAAAGUGACGAACACCGGUAACGGGUGCAAGGACGCGCGGUUCCCCUUCCAGUUAGUCACGCCGGACAGGACGUACUGUCUUGCCGCUACUACACAUGAAGACCGUGGUGGCUGGCUGGCCGUCAUACAGCAGACCAUCAAGAGACCGCUUACACCGCAGGAUUCUACCAGCCCAAUGGUGAUGGCGAGGCGUACCCUCUGGUCCAAGCAUUUGUCAACAACACCUAGACGCUUAUUACAGCCUCCUCAAGAAACACUGGAUGCGUAUUUUUAGCCAGGAUUUACUUAUCGAAGCCACGCUGGUCCGCAAACGUACGGCGUCGAACUCCAUCAGCAUAUUCUCAGGAAGGUAGUCUGUGUCCGUCGCAUACGCAAGCAACUACUUGUAAUGCUUACAAGAGCAAGUCCGAUGAUAUCGCCGGGAGUCGCCCGCUUACGGACACGACUGCUAAAUAAUUAAAAUUAAAUUAUUAUUAUUAAAAACAACCUUCUAGAAUUAUUUUAAUAAUUAGGAUCUUAUUUUAUGACGACUCUUGUAAAUACAACUAUGAUUUUUGAUUAAAUGAUUUUAAUCGGUUUAUUAUCCAUUAUUUAAUUACGUAAUGCUGAUGCAACGUUUAAUUAUACUAUCAAUGGACUUAUUAUCUAAAAUGUAUACAUUAUUGUUUUAAUUUAUUGUAUUUAAUGCAAUGAAGGAUUUGAAUCGGUAAUUUAAGUCAUAUUAAAUUAUAUAAUUAAUUUAUGUUUGUUUUGUAAGAAAAUAAAGUGUGUUAUUUCAUUCGAUGUUCUUUUAUAUCAUGGCGGUACGCACAAAAUAUCAAUGUAAUAACCGAUAGUGUAGUUAUGAUAACAUGUAGCCUGUAAAAUAAGUAAAUAUAUCAAUACAUUUGUAAUUCACUUUAGUGUAUGUUGAAAAUCACAACAAAGCUCUCUUAAUCAUGGUAAAAGACAUUCUACAGGGACUUUCUAUUUGGUGAUAAGUCUAAACGAGUACUGUAAUGGGAUACCACAGUAAACCCACCAAAAUCUACAGCCUAAACAAAUAAAUAAAAUAAAAGCUAAAUUAGCAGCAAUCAAAUACUUUUUAAAAUAAAAAAUAACCACCGAAAAUUAUUUAGGUACUUGUUUCUCGGGUUAUCUGUGGUAUCACCAAAGCAUAGACUUAAUAAGAAACGUAUAUGACCUGUAUCGUAUAUUGCAUUUAUGUAUAAGUUUGUAACUUGGUACUUGUAAGUACCCUGUAUUUUUCGCCUUGAAAACGAAACUGUUUUCGGCGCGCAAAAAAUAUGUAUUUAUACAAUUUAGCGACACAAACGAUGGAUGGAGACUGUAUAUUGUGAAAAUAGACAGGCAAAAUGUACGAAUGUACGAAAUAUUGAGCGUGGCGAAGGAAAACUCCUUUAAAAAGUUAUGGUAAUAGGAUACUACUAUAAAGGUAGAUUCCUAAAAAGAGUGCUGCUUUAACCGAAGCAAAUAUAUGAGGAUUCUCACUCCUCUAAAGUUAUGACCAUAACAAAAAAAAUUGUAGCAAUGUACAGAUAGUUCCAUCUCGGUUUUGUGUCGCAAAAUUGAACAUAAUUAAUAUUUAUUCACACUGGUUUUGUGACUAUUGUAUCAAUGAAAAUCUCGCAAUCACAGUAAUAUUAACCAUUAUAUUAUAAUCUUAUAGUACGCCACGAUCACGAGGUCCUAAGUUCGAUUCCAGUUGGAAUAGUGUUGUGCCCGAUAUAUUAGCAAUAGGAUGUUUCCUAUUACACUUGGGACCUCUCUAAAGGUUGGUUUUCUAUUACACUUCUGACUAUCCAUUUGGAUAGAAGCGUAAUGUUACGUUAAUAUAAGUGUAUGUAAUGCAACAAGCAAUGCAAUAACGUGAGAAAGUAUAGCGUUUAGGCUUAACGAAUACUCUGAUGUAUGUUCUUAUAUUUAUAUAUUUUUCUAUAACGGUAGUCUCGAAAACGACGGGCUUUGAGCGAAGUUGUGCAUGUGUUAGUUCAGUUUGUAUUUGUGUGUGUAAUCUGUGUAAUAACGUGUAAGCAAAGCUGUUUCAAAAACAAUUCUUGUUCGUCUGUUUCAUAAUGAAAUGACUCGAUGUCGACAGUUUGACUUAAAUAUAGGUGUGGAUGUGGACAUAUCUCAAUAGAAGAAUUAGAUAAUUUCAGCCGCUUAGACAAAGGUAAAGGAUGGUUUGUCCGAUAAAAUAUUAUUUCUAGAAGAGAAAGAAAAAUGUUUGACAUAGUAAAUGUAGUGUUUGGGUGUGAAACUGAUGAAAUGUAAUUUUAAACAGUUUUAGGUUUACUUUAAAUUCAUGAUAAAGUCCCGAAGCAGAAUCUAGUGUGGAUCACGUACCCUUUGGAUAUAAAACGACUUUUUUAGAAAACUUUAAAUAAAUAUAAUUUCAAAAAAAGUAGUCACAUACUCAUAUUGAUUAGGGACCCUUUCCAAAGUCUAGCUACCUGCUUUAGAUUAAAAUUUUAAAAAUAAAAUUAAUAUUUUUAGUGAAAAUUAGACAUAAAUUAUGUAUGAGGGAUCGGAUUGCUUCGGCAGUAGAGUAAAGGAACUUGAAAAGUUUAAGUUUAGUAAAUGAAUGGAAUGGAGUGGAUACAAAGCUAGGAGGCUACCAAAAAUAUGGUAGAGAUAAUAUUUUAUUGUAAUGUAUACUAUAACUGACUUACAGGCAAAAUGCUUUAGUAUAGUAAGUGUGAGGAAUGAAUAAAAUUCGUCUUCACGCGUGUGGCGUGCGAGUGUAGUGCGAGUGACAGACUUCGACUAAACUUAGAGUUAGGAUACUAUCAGAAUCACUAUCAUGUAAUCGUGUUCUACCAUUUAUUGACACGUAAGCUAAUGUCCAAAACAUUAAUUUAAUGAGCAAAUAACUUAGACUACGUUCGAUAUUGAACCGUAUGUAAUUUAUACUAUCGUAUAACAUUUUCUUAUCAGGAUAGCCGUAGAUUUAGUUAUAAUUUAUAGAAAAUGGAAAGCGUUAAAAUGAAUUAGAAAAUAAUAAGCCACAAAAAGCAAUUUAAAUGUUUCCUAGAUAAUGUACAAUUUUUAUUUUUAAUAUGAUUUAGCUGUGUAAGCUAUUCGAUGUGUUAAAUACUGCCGCUUACCCACGUGUACGUAAGUUAUUAUUUUAUACAUCAUUUGAAAUCAAUUAACAUAUUCGCUUUAGUUGUAAAUUUUAGUGUAAUUAUUUCAACAAAUUUUACCAAAACAUGCCUCGCUUAAGAUUUACAUUUAUUUUGUUGUAAAUAUGUAAAACGAUAAUUUUUGUAGUGUGCUCUGGCAUAAUACAACAUAUUUACAAAAUAAACAUUUCACCUGCUAA